CUGCUACUGCAGCAUGUAGGUUAGGUACACAUUAGUACAAUAACUGGACAAUAACAGGAGAUGACUUCUCGUGUUUCACAAACACUUCAACUUUUCAGUGUAAUGCCAAGCCAGAAGUGGAGCACAUCUAAUGAUCCACAAGCGCAAAACAUCCUUGUCCCUGUCGUGCCUUAGAUAUUACCAGCUGUGACCUCCUAUAACUUGACAAUUACCUACAAAUAUAUGCAUUUCUCAACUUGGGAAACUCUCACGAGACUUUAGUUUCCCUUUAAUAUUCACCAUCCCGUCCAUCAUGGUCGCAGCAACGCUCGGGUAACAACCAAACUCAGCUACCUUUCAAGUAUUGUUAGGCGAACGAAUUACUAGACAGAACCGUACGAAAAUCCCCGAAAAUCCCAGAAAAUCGCAACGAAGAUCGAAACCAUAUUACUUCGAUACUACGUUGCGCAAAGCUGACUAGCUGACAAGACGCCUGGGCGCGAAAGUGACGAUUCGACAACUACAUUGACGAAGCCCGGGCUAAUUGCCCUCAUAAACGGUACAAAAUGUCGAGAUGGAUGGGACAGCCCUCUAUCAAAGGGAGCACCGAGGCCAUGCGAAUGGCUUUGCUGACGCUUAACACUAUCGGCAUUACAUUCGUUUGGGGCGUAGAGCAAACUUAUUGUACACCUUACCUCCUAUCCCUCGGUCUCACAAAAAGUUCGACUUCCUUGGUAUGGAUUGCUGGGCCGCUUUCUGGACUAAUCGUCCAGCCGAUAGUCGGCGCCCUCGCGGACGAGUCGAUAUCGCCAUGGGGACGACGGAGGCCUUUCAUAGUUGUCGGGUCCAUCUUGUCAGCUUUCUGUCUGCUCACUUUGGGGUUCACUAAGGAAAUUGUUCGUUACUUUGUUCCUGAUGAGAAGGCGGCGCAAAGCAUGACCAUAUUCACUGCUGUGUUGGCCAUAUACGCAGUUGAUUUCUCGAUCAACGUGGUGAUGUCUGCGGCGAAAAGUCUCGUCGUUGAUACGCUUCCAAUCGAAAAGCAACAAACCGGAUCUGCUUGGGUUAGUAGAAUGUCAGCCAUUGGCCAUGGAAUCGCUUACGCGACUGGCGCCAUCGAUUUGCCUGCACUCCUCGGGGAUUCCCUAGGCAACACACAAUUCCAACAAUUGACCGUCAUAGCUGCGUUUGGACUUGUUUUUACUUGCGGGGUUACUUGCUGGGCCGUGACAGAAAGAAUCCUACUUGCUACAAGACACGACUCCCGCAAGCAGGGCGGAGGCUUCAAGCUAGUCGGUCAGAUCUGGUUCACCAUUGUAAACCUCCCACCACGCAUACGCGCGAUAUGCAUGGCUCAGUUUUGGGCGUGGAUUGGGUGGUUCCCAUUCCUCUUCUACAGCACCACAUGGAUAGGUGAAACCUACUUCCGUUAUGAUGCCCCCCAUAGUGCGAAAGAUUCAGGCGAUGCGCUGGGAGAAAUCGGUAGAGUCGGAAGUGAGGCCUUCAUCAUCUAUUCCAUCAUCACGUUCUUCGGUUCAUGGAUCCUGCCCAUGAUUAUCAAGUCUCCGGAUGACGAGAGUUACACCCAGCGACCCCCUGCGAGCCUCAAACCCAUCGUGGAAGGAUUGAACAAAUACAAGCCGGACCUUUUAACUGCGUGGGUUUGCGCUCAUGCGACGUUUGCGGCAGCCAUGUUGUUCGCACCAUUUGCAACGAGCUUUAGAUUUGCGACUAUUUUAGUUUGCAUAUGCGGAUUGCCUUGGAAUAUAGCGUCAUGGGCGCCUGCUGCUUUCCUCGGGGUUGAGGUUAAUAAGCUUAGCGGUGCAGCCGGACCCAACGGCUCGCACCGUCAUAUGUCGCGUGAUUCGAACGUGGAAUUAGGAGACAUGAAUGGAUUAGCUAAACAUCCCAUCCUCGACUCGGAAAGCUCUCCUGCUUCUUCAAAGACGGGCCAGACGGGCCAGUUAUCAGGUGUUUACUUUGGCAUUCUUAACAUCUACACGACGAUACCUCAGUUCAUCGGCACGAUCAUCAGCACCGUCGUUUUUACCCUUCUCGAGCCAGGGAAAAGCCCUGAGUUAGCUCACAAUGCGAAACCAGAGGAACAACACGGCACUGAUGGUCCCAACGCGGUGUCUGUGUGUCUGUUCAUCGGCGCCUGCAGUGCAAUUAUGGCUGUAUUUGCGACCAGGAAGCUCAGACAUCUGUAGGAUCCAUGUGUUGUUCAGUGUAUUAAUAUUUUUGCAUAAAUAGAUCCGAGACACCAUGUACUACGAGGUAAAACUUCUUUCUCCCUAUAGUUGAAGACGAGAGGACAAAACAACUGGUUAUAAUGUUGGAUUAUUCGGGUGAGUACUUUGUAAGCCAUGAAUUAGAUAGGAGCAGGCGCGGCGUUCAGAGCCUCGGGCGUUUUAGUAUAAGGAGGUCAUCACUUUUAGAUUUUAUUUGAAUUACACUUGCUGUGGCAUGACCACCAAAAUUUGUUCGCGGAUGUAAAUUUUAUAUUAUGAUUGAUUGGUUUCAAGGAAGAAUGAGGAGGUGCCCUACCUAGGGUAGGUAGCUUGAAUUGAUGGAUUCAGGGGUUCAAUAUCCGCAUCGAUGCUACCACAUGCUAGCGCACAGUAGUUAGUAGUUACCUUAGCGGGAGACGCUCAAUAGAGUUCCCACCAG
Molecule: messenger RNA, 2649 nt
Organism: Hypoxylon fragiforme
Lineage: Eukaryota; Fungi; Ascomycota; Sordariomycetes; Xylariales; Hypoxylaceae
Product: MFS general substrate transporter
Exons: 6
Coding region: 546-2189 (547 amino acids)
Cellular component (GO): membrane
Molecular function (GO): sucrose:proton symporter activity
Source: RefSeq, a predicted model, not a curated record